AUGAAACCGUGCAUGAAACUUGAUUUCAGGUCGUGGAUACAAAAAACAAUAUCAGAAGCAGAUACGGGCACGGACAAACAAGUAGAUAAGGUUGCUAUAUACGGCACCGAAGCAAAUGUAUGUGUGUUCCAUCUCGAUGGCCAGGUAUUUUUUGAUCUUUCGGACAUUCCGUUCAUUCUGUCAUGCUUCGGUAUAGGUAAUGAAUCAAAUAACGUGCAAGAAUAUCUCAGAAAGAACGGAUUUGUAACCAGAAUCAAACGAUUCGACUCUGCAUUGAGUCACAGUGGAUUCGAGUUGGUAGAGAGUAGUCUUCUUGACAAUGGCUUUGCAGAAAAACUCAGUUCUUACUGCACUCAAAAAAUGUUUCAAAAAGAAGAGACCAUCAGUAACCAAUACACUGCUCAUGAUCUUGGUUCUGAACCAAUGUUCUCAAGAGACUGCUAUGACUCAAAAAGUCCCGUUGACGACCAGGCAUUUUCAUCAGGUGUCAACAAGCUAUAUCCAUUCGACUAUCAAUGGACAGAUAGUGUCAUGGACAAUAUCAUAAAGAACAUAUACACAACUGAAGGCCACAAAAAUGUAGCCAAUGCGUUUGAAGAUGUGCAGCAGAAUCAGUCAUGCCGAAGUAGGCAGUCAAGAUCUGUAGGAUGCAUGAAGGAUCGGCCAUUUGUGUGCAGCUUCAACAACUGUAAGCGUGCGUUCAAGCGCUACGAGCAUUUGAAGAGGCAUAUUCUCAUGCACACUGGAGAAAGGCCUCACAAGUGUAGAUUUCCAGGAUGUUCAAAAUCAUUCUCCAGGUCUGACAAUCUCUCUCAGCACUACAAGAUCCAUAACAUCUCAAAUGAGAUGCAUACCAGGAGUUAUGAGCCUUAUAGAUAUUUGAAUAAAAAGCUUAACUAG
Molecule: messenger RNA, 900 nt
Organism: Ordospora colligata OC4
Lineage: Eukaryota; Fungi; Microsporidia; Ordosporidae
Product: Zn-finger domain-containing protein
Exons: 1
Coding region: 1-900 (299 amino acids)
Cellular component (GO): cytoplasm; nucleus
Molecular function (GO): RNA polymerase II cis-regulatory region sequence-specific DNA binding
Source: RefSeq, a predicted model, not a curated record